AUGCCGGAGAAUCCAUUCACCUGGGAUGUUUCAGCUCAAGAUGUCACCUCCAGCUGCUCUGGUAUUAAAGUGAUAAUAGAUGGUGCUAGGUACCAGCCUGUCUGGCUGCCAGAACCAAUGGAUAUUUAUAUCCCUGUUGGAAAAGCUGACAUGAACUGUGGUAUCACCCUCCUAAAACUUGAAGGAGGGACCAAUGGAACCAUGAAGGACGUUAUUUACUUCAAGUUUGAUGCUGAGACCAACAAAUCACAUCAGAUCACCAUCUGGCCAGUAGACAAUAAUACCACCCUGCAAGUUUACCUAAAAGCCAAUGCCAGGCCUAGCAAGGAAGAGAUCUUAAACAGCACUACACUUAUCCCAGUUCCUGAGGAGAUGCGUUAUCAUUAUGGCAACCAAAGUGCCAGUGGCUAUGUUCUGUUUGUCCCAGAAAAUAAAACCACUGAGGCAGACACUGUAUAUUACAUUGGGAUCACUUUAUUAAAUACAAGUGAUUUUGGGAACAGACACCUAGAUGUUAAUGAGAAUGUCCAACUUCUGGUCACAGUCCAUUCCAGUGCCUGUCUGUUCUGGGAUGAGCAGAAAGAAAUAUGGAGUAGUGAAGGAUGUAAGGUUUCUCCCCUCAGCACAACUGUUACUUUACACUGUAUCUGUCAUCACAUGACUGUGUUUUCUGGCGGUUUCUUUAUUCUGCCUAAUGCCAUUGACAUCGUGGCAGACUCUGCUCUGUUCUUGACUUUACUGGAGAACCCACUGGUGGUGAGCAUUGUGCUGUGUGUAUGGGGCAUCUACCUGGCAAUUGUUAUCUGGGCACACAAGAAGGACAGGGAAGACCUUCUUAAGGCUGGAGUGACAGUGUUAGAAGACAAUGAUCCAGAGAAUAAGUAUGGCUACCUUGUGACAGUUAUCACUGGCUGGAGGACAGGGGCUGGGACCACAGCUAAUGUGGGCUGUUUUAUUAAAGGUGAAAAUGGUGAAAGUGACCGUCAUGUCCUGAGCGACCCCAAUCAUCCAGUAUUUGAGAGUGGUGGCAUGGACAGUUUCCUACUGACCUGUGCCCAGUGCAUGGGUGACCUCCUCUCUGUCACCAUCUGGCACGACAACUCUGGAGCUGCCCCUGCCUGGUUUCUGGAGAAGUUGAUGGUAAGAGACUUGCAGAGAAAUGAGGUGUUUGAGUUCCUAUGUAACCGCUGGCUUGCUCUGGACCUGGAUGACUUCUGCAUCCAGCGCACAUUGUGCCCUGCCUCAGUGGAGGAGAUGAAGGAGUUCUCGUACCUGUUCUCCAGUAACAGUGGCUUCAGCAUGAGGGAGAAACAUCUGUGGGUCAGUGUGUUCUCUUGUCCACCAAACUGUCCCUUCACAAGGACCCAGAGACUGACCUGUGCUCUGACUCUUCUACUGACCACCAUGCUGACCAAUAUCAUGUUUUAUGGCAUCCCAACUGAUGACCCAGAAGAUCAGUACCAAGUAGCAGAUUUCCAGUUUUCUCUAUCUGACAUAAUAAUUGGUAUUGAGAGUGGGCUGCUGAUGUUCCCAGUGAACCUGGUCAUAGUGCAGCUAUUUAGAAUGUGUGCUCCAAGACCUGUUAGUACACAUAAGGAAGAUGUCACACCCAGAACUUCCAUGGAACAAAGAGAUUCAGCUCAGAUGGCUGUGCUAGGAGCAGAUGUAAACCAUUCACAGAGCAGAAAUAGCAGUAGCGUCUCGGGGAAUGAGAUUGGUGAUGGUGAUGUAGAUAAAGUACCAAAUGCAACCUCUAACAGUGCAAAUAAAAGUAGUUUAAAUACUGAUGACCAGGCUGUCACAGAUAGAAACAUCACACUCUUUAAUGAAAAUGAAAGUGAGAACAACUUCUGGCCUUGCACUUUGGGUGUGGCCAUCCUCGCUGGAGGAGAAGUGACGGGUCAAGUGUCUACUGACCAGUCUAUGGACAUGGGUGGACAUUUAACUGGGUGUAAGAAAGAAAGCCAGACUGUGGAAGAGGACAGCAUAUGGUGUGGAUCGGGUGCUGGUGUCAGGCCAUCUGACCUUAAUCUCACACUUGACCUUGACCUACUUCACAGAGAAAGCCCUGACAUACCAUUGAUACAUAUGGACAAUUCAAAUGAAGUUUCUGUGAUUACAAUGGAGGAGGAAAAGAAUACACCUUUCAGACUACCAUGGUGGUGUAUCUACAUAGCCUGGGUGGUGGCUGUGAUAACAUAUUUCAGGAAUGGUUUGGAAAUCUUUGUCGCAGUUUGUGAAGUUAUGUUUAUCCUGUUUAUUCUGACCUCCACAUACAGAGAGUUCAAUAAAUUCAGAAACACUGGUUCUAAGGAAUACUUCUCAGAUCCCUGGAGUUAUGUAGAGGUGGCAAUUGUCUGCCUGGGAUACUCAGCUAUUGGUCUGUUUUUACAACGUUUAGUCACAGUAAACUUCACCAUUGCCAGUUUCCAUGACCAUGGCAGAGAGGAAUUUGUGAACUUUUUUCCAGCAGCAUUCUGGGACUACAUCCUGGGCUACACCUUGGCUGCUAUGCUGGUGCUGACCGUGCUCAAGGUUUUCAAACUGCUACGGUUUAAUGUCAGCAUGAACAUGUUGUCUGCCACUUUGAAGAAAUCUUGGAAGCCUACACUACAUUUUUAUCUAGUUCUAGCUCUCCUCAUGAUGGCCUAUUCCUUCUUUGGGCAAUGUGCUUUUGGUCACUACAUUGAACACUUCAAGUCCUUAUUGGACUCCUUACAGACUUUGUUCACUCUGAUCAUGGGAGGAUUUGAGUUUGCAAUUCUGGGAGACUCAAACCGUGUCAUUGGUAUCAUGUUUCUGAUCACCUUUGCCAUGAUAGUCCAGGUGUCGCUGAUCAAUAUUUUCAUUGCCAUUAUAAACGAAUCAUUCAGAUGUGUUCAGAAGACCACCAAGGAGACGUCCAAUGAGAUGGAGAUGGUGGACUUUAUGUGGACGAGAUUACUGGUGAUUCUUGGUCUCCACACAGGGGCAGGGGUCACCAUUCCAUCCACUAUUGACCCAAAGAUACUGCAACAACUGGCUACUGGACGUGGCGUGGACAGGAAGCAAAAUUAGAACGUUUCAUCUGAUAUAG
Molecule: messenger RNA, 3076 nt
Organism: Lingula anatina
Lineage: Eukaryota; Metazoa; Brachiopoda; Lingulata; Lingulida; Lingulidae
Product: polycystin-1-like protein 2
Biological process (GO): detection of mechanical stimulus
Cellular component (GO): membrane
Molecular function (GO): calcium channel activity; calcium ion binding; protein binding
Source: RefSeq, a predicted model, not a curated record